Molecule: messenger RNA, 1206 nt
Organism: Aspergillus vadensis CBS 113365
Lineage: Eukaryota; Fungi; Ascomycota; Eurotiomycetes; Eurotiales; Aspergillaceae
Exons: 4
Coding region: 351-929 (192 amino acids)
Source: RefSeq, a predicted model, not a curated record
AUAAUCCAAAACUUGAUUGGUAAGAUAUUAGACAGACGUAUUGGGGGUCUUUCUGGGCAUAAGUAGUUGAUUGGUAUAUGUUGUUGCCGCUAUCCGAUGGCGGAACUUGGUAGUACUGUCGGAUAUGGACUCGGAUAGCAGCUGAUUUUCUUACCAUCACUCUGCUUGAGAAUACUACUGCAUUUACUAUCAGACAGCCUCUAGAAUAUAGGGGAUUAUCAACCGUACGCUACGGGCUCGGUUAAAGGCAGGUUGAAUAGGGAGUUGAUCUAAUUACUGUCUCUAAUCAACCUCCCACACGUGGAGCAGGCACAUCUCAGUUGUGUACCUCCGACGACGCCUGAGCUCAAAUGACGGACCAGUUUGCAUAUUCGUAUCCCUCGCCGUUAGAGGGAUAUGAGAACCUAGAACCGCUAUCUGAAGAGAGAAACGAGGAUGGAAAGUCCCUAAAAAACCCCCAACAUGGGAUUCUGAGUAAGGCAUACGAGGAGUUCCCGGACCCUCUUACCAAAGGUCGUCGUGGGGGCUUCGAUAUCCAUAUCUAUCACUUCCAGGACAAUCCAGAUCAGGUCGCUUUUGCGAGAGCUCUGUGGGAGAGGAUCAGGCGUGAAUUUCCCGAGUUACGAAUUUAUCAGUUCUUCGACAGACCGAUAGGGCCUCAUCCAGUGGCCAUGUUCGAAGUUAACCUUUUCACUCCUGCACAAUUUGGUGCCUUUGUGCCCUGGCUUGUUGUCAAUCGGGGACCCUUGAGUGCACUGAUCCAUCCGAAUACGGUGGAAACCGAAGAAGAGCGUAAUCACACCCAACGUGCUACUUGGCUGGGUGAAAGAAUACCUCUUGAUCUGCGGUUAUUUAAGUUGAUGAAAGAGGCGCAGAAGAGAAAGGAGCUUGAGGCGGAGAAGAAGGCGGCAGCAGGGGAGAAGUUAUGAUUUUGGUUCUCUGUUGAUCCGUGCUCACUUCGGGAUGGUGUUGGCUUCUAUGUAGUCAGUCUUAUUGCUUUGGAACUCUCCGACAAUUUGAACCCGGAAUGGGCGCUAAGAAGGCUUGUCUGUUUAUGAUAUCCAAUAACAUGUUAGCAUAUGAGCAUUCUCUGGACCUGAGCGAGCGAGGGGUAUUCAUAAGGCUAACAAAACAUUUGCAUGAACUAUGCGCCGUUCCAUGCAUGAUGAGGCACCCGAAUAAACCCCCUCGGUGAGGUGGCAUAAG